AAAAAAUUGAUCCGCCCGCAACGAACACUGGCAAGCUACCUAGUGAAUCACUAAUAUCCAUUUUACAUUUCUGCUUUCCUGUUUCAAAAACGCCAAAACGCAAAGCAGCCACUAUCUCCACUCUCUCCUCUCCGAAUGAGCUAGGGUUUAUCGUUUUUCGUAUUCCGUUUCCAUAAUCAGGUAUCCGAUGGCUCCUAAUCCGAGAGUGGUGAACGCGUUCAGGGCGAUGAGAGCGAUUGGAAUAACAGAGAAGCAGGUUAAGCCUGUAUUGAAGAAGAUGCUGAAGCUCUAUGACAAAAAUUGGGAGCUUAUAGAGGAGGAAAAUUAUAGAGCUCUUGCGGAUGCUAUCUUUGAAGAGGAGGAGGCUAAGGUUCCGGAAGAGAAGGAUGAGGCUGCUGAGGGGACUUUGGAGGAAGAAACUUUGGUAUCUAGUGAACCUGAGUUGCCAUUAAAGCGGCUGCGAAGAGGGCAAGAGGGGCAAGUUUCCGGAUCUCCUAGUGACAUUGAGGCUGGAUUGGGUGGAAGCCCUUUUAAGAAGAGUAAAGUUGAGGGGAAGGGACUGGCUGGUGAAACAUCGGAGCAGCAGUCAUCGGACAUGAGAAUUUCACAACCGAAGCCAAUUGCAAUUUGGUGUCCUAAUAGAAACACAAGUUCACAAACUGUUUCUCCUCGUCGUUUGGCAGUGCUGGAACACUCUAAGCAGCGUUCCAAUGAGGGAAAAGAUCCUUUAUUAUCCGAGGCUGCUGCACAACAGAAAAGACCUAAUUUAAAAGGAUCGUCACAAGCAGUUCACCUUAAAGACCCCAUAGUUCAGCAAGGCAUUGUUCUUUCACCCAAACAAAAAAUGCUUCUUAUCAAGCCUAAAGAUGAGCCAUUUACUGAUGACGUGCCUUUUGAUAACGCACCACAACCUAUCGCAAUAAUCCGACCAGAUUGUGCAAGUAAAGAACAAUAUUUUAAUCAGAGAGUUUCUUCACUCAAACAGCAUCGACAAGAACGUCCAGCAUCCCAAGUUUUAGCUGGUGAAGGUAGGGAAGAGAACCUUCCAGUCCCAUCAAGUCUGACAAGAGACAGCUGUGAACUUGCAACCAUUCCAGAGGAAGCUCAGGCUAACUUAGAGAUCGCCACCUCAGCAUUGGGAGAGGUGAAGAUUUCUCUGAGCUGCAACUCUUUGCUUGGAAGACCAAAUUUUCAUAUGCCUAGUCAAGAUGAACUUCUGAAAUCAAUGCAGGAGAAAUGUCUCCGAUCUUACAAAAUCAUCGAUCCAAACUUUUCUGUCAUGCAAAUACUGAAAGAUAUGUGUGAAUGCUUCUUGGACUUGGCAACUGAUUCCUCUCAUGAAUCGCAGGAAAGGAUAUUGAAUGUAACUCCAGCUCUUGAUCUAUUGAAGAAAUCUGCUGGUGUUGGUGCCAUUAAACAAAAUGACCGUAUACAAGCCUAUUUUGCAAACAGAUCAGUUGAUGCCUGUUGCUUUGAUGGGAUGGCCGCUCUUCAAAUUCCAAGACCACUACAACUUUCGAAUGGCUUGGAGGUCAUGCAUUCAAGUGAAGAGGUUAUUGUGAAUGGGUGUUCUGGAAGUGGCAAAGAAAAGGAAUUUGAAGAUGCUGAGUAUGGUAGUUUGAUUGUGGUUCCACAGCAUCAAUUAACUGCUGAUGAGUUUAGGUUCCUUAAUUACCAUUCUGACAUUACCAAGGGAGAAGAAAUGGUUGAGAUUCCAUGGUCGAAUGAAGUAAACAGCGAGUUUCCCCCAGUUUUUAACUACAUACCCCGAAAUUUGAUUUUUCAAAAUGCUUAUGUCAACUUCUCUCUCUCACAAAUUAGGGCUGAAAAUUGUUGCUCGGCUUGUAUUGGUAAUUGUUUGUCGUCAUCUACGCCUUGUGUUUGCUCCAGCGACAGUGAGCAUCGUUUUGCAUAUACUUUAGAAGGCCUUGUCAAAGAGGAUUUCUUAGAAGAUUGUAUCUCUCUAACUCGGAAUCCUCAAAGACAAUUUCUUUUUUACUGUAGAGAUUGCCCACUGGAAAGAUCAAAAAAUGAUGAGAUGUUGGAACCAUGCAAGGGUCAUUUGAAGAGGAAAUAUAUUAAAGAAUGUUGGAGCAAAUGUGGCUGCCACAAACAGUGUGGAAAUAGAGUCGUGCAGCGAGGUAUAAUGUGCAAGUUGCAGGUUUUCUUUACUCCUGAAGGAAAGGGGUGGGGUCUCAGAACUCUAGAAUUGCUACCAAAAGGUACAUUUGUAUGUGAGUAUGUAGGGGAGAUCCUAACCAACAAGGAGUUCUACGAGAGGAAGAUGCAAAGGGCAACUAGCAACAAAACUGAAAAGCAUGCCUAUCCAGCUGUACUUGAUGCAGAUUGGUGCUUGAAAGGAGUUGUAAAUGAUGAAGAAGCUCUGUGCUUGGAUGCGACAUUUUAUGGAAAUGUUGCUAGGUUUAUCAACCACAGAUGUCUUGAUGCUAACAUGAUCGAGAUCCCGGUGAAGAUUGAGACCCCUGAUCAUCAUUAUUAUCAUCUUGCUUUCUUCACGACUAGAGAAGUGAAUGCUUCGGAAGAGUUAACCUGGGAUUAUGGCAUUGAUUUUGAUGAUACUGAUCAACCUGUGGAGUUAUUCCAUUGCCGAUGUGGCAGCAAGUUCUGCAGGAACAUGAAACGUUCAAGUAGUAAGCUUAUUCUAAAUCUUUAUGAGGAUCUAAUUCAGCAGCAAGAUGAUUGGGAGCGAUGACGAGACUGCUGAUAUUUUGUUAGAAUCCCAUCCAUGACAAGGGAAGAAAGCUUUCAAGUGGACUUGCUUAAUUUUUCUUGGUCCUACUGUAAUCUUGUCAAAGUCAUGUAAUUAUUUUGUUAAGCGAAGUGGUUUAUCAGCAGCGGCCUUAUAAAUCUGGUUUUGGUUGCACAGAUUGCAUGAUCUACCGUCUCUACCGUGGAUUAUGCAUCUAAAUCCUGGACAUUUUGCUGCAUUUUGGAGGAAGGGGGCCCUAUGUCAGGUGUUUCCUGUGGAUCUUUUUUUAGUUUUGCUGAAGUGUUUCUGUGGUGCAGGGGCAACAAAAACUGGGUCAUGUAUGUUGGUUGGUGUUUAUUCCUAUUAUUGUACAGGUUUAUGGCUGUCUUUGUAAUCUGCUUUAUCUGCUUUUGACUGCUUCCCGUCGAUGUUGGUCUGCACGGUUUGGCCACCGGCUGCUAUUUGGGUGGGCAGAAGAUGCCAUUCAGCGCAGCAUGGCUUGUUUUUGCACAAGCUGCUGCUAUUUGGCCUUGGCAUCUACUCUGCUAUUUGGGGUGAAUUAUAUUUUAGUUCCUUAGUUUAUCAAAA
Populus nigra (black poplar) is the source of this 3298-nucleotide messenger RNA. Its product is annotated as probable inactive histone-lysine N-methyltransferase SUVR2. Gene Ontology annotation, cellular component: nucleus. The record is from RefSeq and is a predicted model, not a curated record. The coding region runs from base 188 to 2713 and encodes 841 amino acids. Lineage: Eukaryota; Viridiplantae; Streptophyta; Magnoliopsida; Malpighiales; Salicaceae. The transcript is spliced from 10 exons. Gene Ontology annotation, molecular function: histone methyltransferase activity; protein binding; zinc ion binding.